UAAUAAAGUUUAUCAAUUUUUAAUAAACGAAAAAUGGAUGUUUUUAAUAAAGUAAUCAACCAAGUGAGCAGUUCGGUGCACAGUACAGUCUCGCAGCUCUCGGGCGUCCUGCCGGGUAAUCCUGUAACGAGAGAAUUCGAAUCGUCCGCUCACAUCGCUUCAGCAGGUCCAGGAUUAUUAUGGAAAAUCUACAAAGGAAACAAACGCUCGACGCGCCAGGAGUGUUCGAUAUUCGUAUUCGAAAAAAGGCAAUUGGACAGAUACAACAAAAACGACAAGGAACUGAUAUUAGAAACGCUCCGAAGGGGCGUCGUCCAACUCACCAAAAUCCGCCACCCGAAGAUCCUCACGGUCCAGCACCCGCUGGAGGAGAGCCGAGACAGCUUGGCCUUCGCCGCCGAACCGGUCUUUUCCAGUCUGGCCAACGUUUUGGGCCAAACCAACAACAUGCCCCAACCGGGCAACAUGUCCGACUACAAGCUCUUCGACAUCGAAAUCAAAUACGGCCUGCUGCAGAUCAGCGAAGGCCUGGCGUUCCUCCACAACGACGUGAAGUUGUUGCACAAGAACAUCAGCCCGGAGAGCAUCGUGAUCAACGCCCAAGGCGCUUGGAAGAUAUUCUGCUUCGAUUUCUGCUCGUUGAACUCGAACCCGCCCAAUCUUCCGGCCAGUUAUCCCUUCGAGGCGUACAGCCCGACCGUACCGUCGGUGUGCCAACCGAACUUGGAUUAUCUAGCGCCCGAAUGUAUUAUUUCGCUGAAGCAUUCGCCGGCUAGCGAUAUGUUUUCGCUCGGCAUGCUGGCGUACGCGCUUAAUUCGCCCGAUAGGAAAUGCUUCAAACCGUUGCGGGAUUUGCACCAGUUUAAAUCGAGAGCGCAGGAACUGUCUAGUUUGACUACCGGUCGAAUGCAAUUCGUACCCGAUGAAUUAAGGGAGUUUGUUAGAUUGUUGUUGAAUGUAACUCCGGAUGCUCGACCUGAUGCGCACCAAUUUAUUAAAAUACCGUACUUCGACGAUGUGGGUAUAAAAACUCUAAUCUAUUUGGAUUCGGUGUUGCAAUGGGACAACCUGCAAAAAUCCCGUUUCUACAAAGGCCUGCCGGAGACUUUGGCCAAAUUGCCGCACAGGGUGAAAGUGCAGAGGGUCGUGGCUUGUUUAUCGCACGAUCUAGGCCAGCCCGCUAUGGUUCCGUUCAUCUUACCGAGCUUACUGGAUAUAGCGCAGGAUUGCUCGCAGCAGGAAUAUCGCAACACAAUUUUACCUUUGAUUAAACCGUUGAUGACGCUUAUGGAACCGGUACAGAUUCUCCUGAUAUUCCUGCAAAGGAUGGAGUUGCUGUUGAAACUGACACCGUCCGAGGAUAUCCAACAGCACGUGUUGCCAAUGUUGUAUAGAGGUUUAGAUGCGGAUUCUCCGCAGAUACACGAAUUAUGUUUGGCUGUAUUGCCAACGUUCGCAGGCAUGCUGGACCAUUCGAACGUAAAAAACAGCCUGUUGCCGCGCAUCAAAAGGCUCUGCCUCAACACGUCCACUCUAUCGGUGCGCGUCAAUUGUCUGCUGUGCCUGGGCAGGCUGCUCGAGCACCUGGACAAGUGGCUGGUGCUCGACGAGGUGGUGCCCUUCCUGCCGCAGAUCCCGUCGCGCGAACCGGCCGUCAUCAUGGGCAUCUUGGGCGUCUACAAGCUGGCGGCGAACCACAAGAAAUUGGGCAUCACGAAGGAGAUCAUGGCGUCGCGGGUGUUGCCGUUUCUGAUACCGUUGUGCAUCGAAAACGGGCUGAGCAUAGCGCAAUUCGACGCCCUCACCGGCCUGGUGAAGGAGAUGUUUCGGACGGUCGAAGCCGAGCACCGCACCAAAUUGGAGCAAUUGAAUAGCGUGAAAGACGAGCAGAAAGUGUUGGCCGGUAACAUGCCUGUGAUAAGGCCUAAAGUGGCUGCUGUCGGUUUGGACGAGGCCUUUUCCGGUUUGGGUUUGGAUUCGUUUGUGCCGGGUAACGGUUUGCGAACGGUGGAGGCUGCGGAUCAACCUAAAAUCGAGCCGAAGAGCAUCGAAAGUCCACCUAAACCUAUCGCGAAGGAUUUGUCUUCUACUUUAAUGGACGAUUGGAUGAGUUUGCCUAGUAGUAAUAAGGUUAAUAAUAAUCAAACUAGUGCUGGUAAUGCUUUGACGUAUAGUAAUACUAACUACAAUCGUACGAUUAAUAAUACUUUUACAUCUAGUAAUAGUAGUGGUAGUUAUAAUUGGAAAUCUUCGAAUGCGAAUACGAAUACGCAAAAUUGGGGUGCUUUGGAUAAUUUGUUGCCUAUUAAUAAUAACAAUGCUGGUAAAGUACCGAUGAAUCGGCUCCAAGCGCCUUUGUUACCAAACAAUUCGCAAAGUAAUUCCAAUAAUAGUAAUAAAGGUUUGUCGAAUGAUGAUAUAUUGGAUCUUUUGAGUUAAGGAUUGAAACUUUUCAACUAUUCCAUUAUUAAUAUUUUAUGUGCUUGCUGAAACACAGCUUUGUUAGAUUUUAAGUUGUAAAUUAACUUAUUCGUAUUUAUUAAAUUAUGUUUUUAUAAAAAAAAACUGAUGACUAGAUGAAAUCUUUAGUAUUUCCUGAGUUUGUCGAAUUCUUAUCAAGCGAAGGUCAAAAGGUACUAAUAAAAUUUACACACAAUGUAGCAUAACCGUUAUCUGGAAAAUAA
Phyllotreta striolata is the source of this 2684-nucleotide messenger RNA. NCBI's taxonomy places the organism in Eukaryota, Metazoa, Arthropoda, Insecta, Coleoptera, Chrysomelidae. The record is from the annotation of a GenBank genome assembly.